Stylophora pistillata is the source of this 1963-nucleotide messenger RNA. Its product is annotated as E3 ubiquitin-protein ligase RNFT2. Gene Ontology annotation, biological process: positive regulation of ERAD pathway. Gene Ontology annotation, molecular function: ubiquitin protein ligase activity. NCBI's taxonomy places the organism in Eukaryota, Metazoa, Cnidaria, Anthozoa, Scleractinia, Pocilloporidae. The record is from RefSeq and is a predicted model, not a curated record.
CACUCGUCACAUCAAAACAUGGCGGCGGAUCACAAUGCCUACUCUCCCAGUUCAAGAGCACCGUCUACCUUUCAUCAAAGAAGCCAUUCUCGGUCAGCUUCAUGGUCAUACACUUCAGGGAAUGGACAAAUCACUCUCGCGCCUUUGAACCCAAUCAGGUCUGUUAUUCGAGAGUUUGUACCCAGUUUCGGUCAUCGCAGUCCAGGAUCUCGAUCGUCUGCUAGUUCACCCCUCUCUCCUCUGUCUCCCUCAUCUUACGUGAACAUAGCAGAGGUUCUUAGAGACGCGAAUGAUGAAGAAGACACAGGAACGAACAGGAUGUCCAAUUUCACCGCUGUUAACAUAAAUUCUGGCAAUUCGAGUGAAGCAGACGCUGAACAUGGCGAUGCAAACAUGGCGCCGGGAAACUCCAAUUCUUCUGGUAACGGCAGUGGCCGUGCUGCAGGCGACAGAGUAGAAUUUCAAGGAACAAUUUCGUGGUUGGAAAAAAGCCUUCCGUUUGUGCUUUUACUUCUGAGUAGAAUCAUGUGGGAUCAUCGACUAGGUAUUCUGGUGUUCAUCGGCUUAUGUGGGACAUUUCUUCAUGCCAAUAGCACUGUCAAAAGACAAGUGUCUUUGAAGGACAGACGACUAAACCGUAUAUCAUUGUGGACUUUCGUUUUCCUGUCCGGAAAUGUGUUCUUUAUUUAUUAUGUUUUCUACAACCAACACUUAGAGAACUGUUUAAUUUUUAGGAAGCCUUUCUUCAGUAGGAUGGAUGUGUGGACAGUGUUUUGGUGUGUGGGUAUAACAGAUUUUGUGAUUCGAUUUAUUACGAUGGCAUUGAAAUCCAUGGUUGUUGUUCAACACAGAAAGAUCAUCCCAUUUCGUCGAAGGGGAAAGUACUACCUGUUGAUAGAAAAUUUCUCGCAUUUGUACCGCAUGCUGGUACCCAUUCCACUGUGGUUUGCCUUUUUCACGGAAUACAAUUAUGGAGGCGAAUACUUUGCUGUCAUAGCAACAACAGUGUACUUGCUACUUAAGGCUCGUAUGAUUGUCAACAAAAUUCAAGAAGUGUAUGCUGCUUGCAAAGUUUUUGGUCACGAUGUGCAAUAUGGUUCACCCCCCACUAAAGAAGAAACGGUUGAGGCAGGAAACUCGUGUCCAAUUUGUCAGGAAGAACUAAAGGAUCCUAUCAAGCUCCGUGCAUGCAAGCACAUAUUCUGUGAGGAUUGCAUAUCCCUUUGGUUUGACCGAGAGCGUACCUGCCCUAUGUGCCGAGCCAAGGUGGUGGCAGACCCUACCUGGAGAGACGGCAGCACGGCCACAUACGUCAUACUCUUUUGAAACGAAUUUCAAUCACUGAAACAUUGCCUUGGGAUGGCUCCUGUCCCUUCUGGAUGAAGCGUAAAUGGAAAUGCCUAUAGCUUUUAGACAACAGCUUUCAGGCCACCAAAAUAGCUCUUACCCCGAAGACAGUGAGGCUGGCGUCAACUGGGAUGCCAAUAAUGAUUGUUUUCAAACAGUUUUCUUUUUGCUUAGAUCAUGUUGUUACAAACUGAUCAUGUUGUUACAGACUGAUCAUGUUGUUACAAACUGAUCAUGUUGUUACAAACUGGUCAUGUUGUUACAAACUGAUCAUGUUGUUACAAACUGAUCAUGUCGUUACAAACUGAUCAUGUCGUUACAAACUGAUCAUGUCGUUACAAACUGAUCAUGUCGUUACAAACUGAUCAUGUCGUUACAAACUGAUCAUGUCGUUACAAACUGAUCAUGUCGUUACAAACUGAUCAUGUCGUUACAAACUGAUCAUGUCGUUACAAACUGAUCAUGUCGUUACAAACUGAUCAUGUCGUUACAAACUGAUCAUGUCGUUACAAACUGAUCAUGUCGUUACAAACUGAUCAUGUCGUUACAAACUGAUCAUGUCGUUACAAACUGAUCAUGUCGUUACAAACUGAUCAUGUCGUUACAAACUGAUCAU